Molecule: messenger RNA, 660 nt
Organism: Paracoccidioides lutzii Pb01
Exons: 2
Coding region: 1-660 (219 amino acids)
Source: RefSeq, a predicted model, not a curated record
AUGCGCAAUUCGAUCCUAUUAUCAACUCUCCUCACCUUCUCCACUGUCCUUUUGCAGACCGCAACAGCCCUCCCAAACCCCCCAACACCAGACACGGACACGGACACGGAAACGGACACGGACAGGGGCACAGGCACAACCCACUACACCCCCGGCUCCCUCGCCCGGAUAAUCGAAACAAUGAACCUGCACUCUCAAGGCGCCCUCAGCGUCGGCAACGACGGUGUCCUCCGCAGCUUCACUCCGAACGGCACUGUGCUCGACUACUACCAACUCGACCCAGACCAACUGUCGAGAUUCGCCGUGAACCAGCUCGCAGCCUGGGAGGCGAGUGGCAUGAACGUGCCGGAGUCAGUUGUGACACUGGCAGCGGCCAAAAAAGGCACUGUGGAUGGGCGAUUAGUUACGGAUGUGAAGAGGUUGUUCGAGCUGGAGGAGAGGCCAGAUAUUGCGAGCGCGAUAGCUGGUGAUGGAGAUGGGCAUUUAAUCCCCGAUUCAGCUGCGAAGGAAAGGAGAGAAAUGUUUGAGCAGUUGAAAAAUCACCCUGCAAAGCGGAAUUGCGUUGGAAGACCGUGUCCCAGUCUCUCUGCUUGCUUGCCAGACUGCAUGGCAUGCUUCUUCCCUGGUGGGCCGCCGUUUGGUGUAUGUUUUCUCACCUAG